GAACCAAGUGAGGGACACAGUGAAACCCGAAGACACUCGCAUCUCUCCAUUCAACCACAACCCACCUUCGGAACCUCACGAUGUCUUGUCACAACUGCUCCACCAACUACAGCUUGGGAUCCCUCAGCAAUCCCUGCCAUCUUCCGCUCACGUCCUCCAUCACCCUCUGUUCCACGGGCGUGAGCUGUGGCGAUGUCCUCUGCUUGCCCAGUAACUGUCAAGGCCAUCUCCGGCCUCUGGACAACUGCCAAGAGGCCUGCAAUGAACCAACCAGCAGCCAGCCAGCCCCCCACGAGCCCAGCAACUUCGAAACUUCUUGCUGCCCUUCUACUACUUACUACGUGUCCAGACCCUGCCAAGGAACCACUUUUCUUCCUGCCGGUUCUUACGUCUCUGGCUCCUGUGUCCCCAUCUCCUACAGGCCUCUGAGCUAUGUGUCCAGCAGCUGCCGACCCCUCAGCCUCCCUACUUACGGAUGCCGCCCCUUGAGCUGUUUGCCCUGCAAUCCUCAAUCGCUUCACGUUGUGCCAAGUGGCCUCAGACCUCUGCGUCCUCUCCUCGGUGGGUGCCAACCUCUGACCCACGUGUACAGCACCUGCCGUCCAUCCUGCUCUGCGCUGGGAGGCCAGUAGCUUCCUUGUUCCACUUAAUAAUCAUAUGCUAAGGAUCCAGGACAAAAAUGCAAACUCUGGGGACUUUGGGUUCUUUCCUAAUAGUGCCUUUCCUUGCUUUACUGUGCCUGAUGUAGUUCAAGCCCCUCCUUUCAUAUUUUUAUCUUUUUAUUCAUCUCUCCUUGGCAUUAAGUUAUUUGAUGUACAACGUGGUUCAAUGUCAUUCAGAUGCGGGAAGAAUUUAUUCGGUUCACGUUGAAAUAAAUUGGAUUAAGUCAAAAUUAA
Messenger RNA from Herpailurus yagouaroundi (jaguarundi), 896 nucleotides. RefSeq names its product keratin associated protein 26-1 (gene KRTAP26-1). Lineage: Eukaryota; Metazoa; Chordata; Mammalia; Carnivora; Felidae. Bases 81 to 632 code for a protein of 183 amino acids. The record is from RefSeq and is a predicted model, not a curated record. The transcript has a single exon. Gene Ontology annotation, molecular function: structural molecule activity. Gene Ontology annotation, cellular component: keratin filament.